CCCAGAACCAGCCAGGGCAUGCCCGGUUGUGGUCUGACCUAAAGGCGAGAACCAAUCAAGUUCUGCUGAGUGGUUUGAAAAAAAGGCGGGAACCAAUCAAGUUCUGCUGAGUGUUCAAAUUUAAAUGUCAACCAAUAACAGCUCUGUAACUGCAAAAAAAAUCCCUAACUUGUUUGUGCCUGUCUAUAAAAGAAGCUGUAAGAUCCUCGAUCUGGGCCUCUUAGCAUCACCGGCAAGAGUGCACAGAGGACCGGGUUCGAACCUGCAAUAAACGACCCUUGCCGCUUGGCUUUGACUCUGGACUCUGGUGGUUUGUUUUCAGGGGGUCUCUCGAGUCGGGGCAUAUCAUUUGGGGGCUCGUCCGGGAUCCCCCCAAACCCACCAGACCCCAAGUCAACGGGUGGUCCCUGAGACCUAUCGGUAAGUGAGCCGGCUCUGUCCGUUUCUGUUUGUUCGUUUCUGGCUCUCCCGCGCGGGAUCUGUAUCGGUGACUGACACAGCCCUGGCGGACGCGCUAUAGGGCAGUCGGUCGGGUCCAGUAGGAGACGUCCACUGGCACCUGUCUGGGGCUCCUUUUUGGACUCAUUGGAAUUUUUCUGUUCGGGUGGCGGACACCCGAAACGCGCUAGCGAUCUAAGUGUUGUGUUCUCUAUUCUAUAACCUUUAAGUGUUAAACUCCUUCUCUUUCACAGGUGACCUGGCCUGGCCCAGCCAGAAAUCCUCAUAACUUUACUGUUUCUCCUUUUAAUCCUUUCCUCCACCUCCAGGAUACAGAUGGGCCAAUCUCAAAGCACUCCUCUUUCUCUCCUCGUUGCUAACUUCAGGGAUGUUAGAACCAGAGGACAGAAUUUGAGUUUAGACAUCCGGCGGGGAAAAUUAAUAACCCUCUGCCGCUCCGAAUGGCCAACCUUCGGCGUUGGAUGGCCAACCGAAGGAACUUUCUGCCUCCCUAUAAUUGCUAAGGUGAAAUCAAAGAUUUUUCUACCGGGUCGCGAGGGACACCCGGAUCAGAUUCCCUACAUUCUUGUAUGGCGGAGUUUAGUGGAAAAUCCACCCCCUUGGUUGGCCCCCUUCCUAUCCUCGGGAAUGUGUAAGGUCCUUGCCAUGCGGCCUGCAGAUUCCCCAAAAUCAAGGACGCCAGCCGUGCCCUUGUAUCCCAUAUUGCCCGAUAGUCAGGACCUACUAUCCCUAGACCCUCCACCCUAUCAUCCCCCUCCCCUCGUACCCCAGGCCCUGCCCCCAGCAGCCGCCCCACCAGUCGCCCCGCUAGUUGCCCCCCUAGGGGAACCGGGAGGAUGGGAAGUGGCAGCUACCCCGGAACCAGGAGGACGGGAGGCAGCAGCCACGCCGGGCCCCAUUGACAACAACCGCGAGGGGCCAGCUGGCCGAACACGCGGGCGCACCCAGCGUGAGCCAAACCCUCGCCUCCCAGACUCCACUAUGGCCCUACCCCUGCGGGAAAUAGGACCCCCCGAUGAAACAGGCAACCCCCAACUCCAGUAUUGGCCCUUUUCCACCAGUGACCUUUACAACUGGAAAACACAGAACGCUUGA
Messenger RNA from Neofelis nebulosa (Clouded leopard), 1554 nucleotides. Its product is annotated as proline-rich protein 36-like. Gene Ontology annotation, biological process: viral process. The record is from RefSeq and is a predicted model, not a curated record. The transcript has a single exon. Bases 775 to 1554 code for a protein of 259 amino acids. Lineage: Eukaryota; Metazoa; Chordata; Mammalia; Carnivora; Felidae.